CACAUUUUGCUCAUCAGCACUGAGUGGUUCCAAUUGACGGUCGGGUCGACCCUCCAGCGUAGACACUAUUGGUCAGCCUUUUAAUACCGGCGGUCGUGACUGGAUCAGAUACCCAGAUCGUUCUUAGACAGAAGACAUCGCCGGAGCAUUCGGUUCGAAACUUUUAACGUCGCCAGUGUCGCGCAGUUUGCUGUCCACGGUCGUGUUCUUAAGAACUAGAGGGAUCCAAGAGACAUAUCCGCCUGUUCUGUUUAUCGGAGUUGAUUUAAGUCGGUCAACGAGUAGCAGCGAGCCCGCGAGAAGAAGCAUCAAGGCGGUACAACCCGCGAGGGAAAUAAACCUCUGGAAGUAGGAAAAUAAAAAAUAAGUCGAUGCAUAUGGCCUCGAACGCAAUCAGUCACGCAGCACAAGAUUUCCUUUGGUGAAUUGUUCCGCCGACGAAGAACACCACUUGCAAACAACGUUCUUCCGUUCGAGAAACUUUCCUUGUACGCGGAUCGAACACACAUCGCUCUGCCAGUUUUCUUCAAAAGAGACAGUUUUAUCGAGUACAGCUGUACGUUUGAUAACACACGAUAAGCAAGAGGUCUCGAAUAACACCUACAGUCUCGUUUACCAAUUGGAUGGCUCAUGUUUAUUGGUUGUUGCUCUUUGAGAGAUCUUGAUUGUUACGUCUGGCUUGGAAGAACCGAAGGAACCGUUUGGAGAAAGUAAUUUAGACAGUUUCGUAAGAAGAUACCGAAAAAAUUCAUUCGGUCCGAUCAAGAGGAAUCUGUUUCUGGGUGAUCUUUUUCGAAAGUGGUCCCCUCUCCGUUCGUCGUCGUAAGGACUUUUGAGGAACAUCGAAGAACGAUACGCCCACACGAUUUGGUUUUACGGUGCGAAGCCUCGUUUUUCACUUCUGGAUCAAGUUUAUAUUUCCAUCGGCACCAUGGAACGAAGGAUUCUGAAAAUGUGGUGACGACGUGCCAGGCGAAGGCCUUCGAUUAUCAAGACACUAUCGAGUGUGUGAGCCAUAGUCGUUAGAAAACAAUCAAGAUAUAUUUCAAGUGUCUAGUGACACACGCAAGAGAGCAAUAUUUCGUCGCCAUAGUAAAAAAAAGAAAAAGGAAAAAUAAAAUACUAAACACAAACAUUCCAAGGAUUAACAGAAAAGUUUUUUUUUUCUCAAAACAUCGAGACUAAAGUUUCUUGUUCGAUCCCGUUAGGAAGUGAUAACGAAGUACGGAUUUUCAUUUCGCGAGAUUUCGUGCCGGAAAAGGAUCGCAAGGGUAACGGCCGAUAGCAGAGAGAAGAGCAACACCGGCAUCCUUUUCUGCGACUUCACACGUGUCCACGGAAAAAUCUCAACAAGAUGCGUUGCAGCCAAGGCGUGGCGAUGGUAUUCGAGGACGCGUUCGUCGUCUUUUCGCGAUUUUUGUCCCUCAAGUCGCGGGGUUGCGCACUCUUGGAGACCCAUCGGCAGCGCGAGACAACAGGCAUCAAGAAAUUGUACAACAGUUUCUUCGUGAUGUUCUAAGGAUAACUCCCCAACCGUUUCGCGAAAUAAUUUCGGCUCUUAGUUGACGGUUAGUCGAGUGAUGGUACGUGCAUUCCCGGGGUCUUCGUGGGUCCAGCAGAAGAAUACACGGAGAUCGCACGAAAAAGGAGGACGUUUUGGUUAGACGAAAGCUAGACAAAGAAAAUCGAAACCGAGGAGGAAAUUGUGAGAGAACGACCGAAAGAGAGGGGAAAAAAACACUGGAUAAAAUUAAAUCAGCCACAGAAUGUACAAACGCGGUUAGAAGUAGCAAAAAGAGAAGUCCCCAAGUCUUGGUUGAAAACCCCCGAAAUCUCAUCGUGGAUGAUCGUGUCGAUGAUCACCAUCGAAACCCGGACUUAUCGCCUUCUCUUUCGAAUAAACCUCUACCAAAGCGUUCUCCGAACGAAUCUUCAAGCACUCGAGCAACAGGUACAAGUGGAAUCGUAAUCAGGAUCGAAACAAUUCAUGCUCCCGAGGGUAGUGUAACGGAAGGAAAAAGAAACGAACCCUGGUAGCGAGUGCUUCGAGAUUUUAAGGCCGUUGAAUGGAGCUCCAAUUCAUCAUGGACGGCGCUGCAGAUGCUAUGAACGGGACAAUAUGGUUUCCUAACACGCCGUCGCCACCGUACGAGCAACAGUCCCCGGUUCGUCAAAACAGAUGCGACCCCAUCGCUACUCAACAUGCGUCAAUGGGAUAUCACAGUCCACAAAAUUGUUUAUGGCAGGACAAGUACAACUCACCGAAGGACUCGCCGGAGGACGGGGUCCAGAUAUGCUCGAGCAACGGAUCGCCACAGCACUUAAGCCCAUCGUCCGAGAACACACCGAAUUGCCAGCAGAGUACCCUGAAACGACGAGCCGGGGAGCCGUUGCAACAGAUCACCGAACUCGAGAAAAAGCACGCUAGGAGAGAUGGAUCUGUGGGAAGUAAUGGUUCCGGACAGGGUUGGUCGACCCAAGUGGAAGAACUGGCAGAACACCUCGCCGCUGAUUUCGAUGGAUCUUUGUCAGCACUUGCAGCAUCGGAUCUCGCGACAGCCGUCGCCUCAUAUAACAUGAGCGAAGCCUUGCUCGCCCUGCCAUCGCUGACGGUCUUCAAGCAAGAAGCACCAUCGCCCGAAAACCAACAAAAUUCCAAUUUGAACCACGUGUCACAAAGAACGAUCAAUUCGGCCCUACCGAACAACACGAACGGCACCGUCGAUGCUGACAGUAACAAUAAUGGGCAAACGGCGGCUAGUCUUCAUCAGUUACUCUACUCUUCCAACGAGGAAUAUCCACCGACAUCGUCCUCGGGGAAUCACGUUUCUUCCUCCCAGCAUGGAAACGAGCUCAACGAGGAUUGCCGCUUUCAGUACGUUCUCGCCGCGGCGACGAGCAUCGCGACGAAGGUCAACGAGGAGACACUUACCUAUCUGAACCAGGGUCAAUCUUACGAGAUCAAACUGAAGAAACUCGGCGAUCUCUCCGCCUAUCGGGGGAAGAUUCUGAAGGGACAUCCGACCUUUUUGUUUCAGUCGACGAUACGCAUAUGCUUCCACGAGAGGCGACUUCAGUACACGGAACGGGAACAGAUGCUGGCUUGGCAACGAGCUAGACCCGGCGAAAGACUGUUGGAGGUCGAUGUUCCGCUGAGUUACGGGAUGGUGGACGUUUGUCAACCAUCCCCGUCCAAUAAUAGCGUGGAAUUCAUGUGGGAUCCCACCAAAGAAGUCGGUGUUUACAUAAAGGUGAACUGUAUCAGUACUGAAUUCACGCCGAAGAAACACGGUGGCGAGAAAGGCGUACCGUUUCGUAUUCAAGUGGAGACUCGAUUACCAGGAGGACCCCGUCUACACGCAGCCUCUUGCCAGGUGAAGGUGUUCAAGCUGAAAGGUGCCGAUCGCAAACACAAGCAGGAUCGUGAUAAAAUUUUACGACGACCGCCCCACGAGCAGGACAAAUAUCAGCCGAGCUACGACUGCACGGUUCUCUCCGACAUUCCUCUAGAGUCUUUAUCGUCGUCCAGUUUAAUACCGCAAAACGGAGGAAGCCCCUACGCUCCGACAGAGGCAGUAUCACCCCAAUCUCGGUCGACCAUAAGCGGCAACACUUCGCCCGUCGUUGCCCCCUUGGCACUUUCAGUUUCCAAUCCUGGUAUCAUACCACUAGUUCCAGCCUCAGAUGCAGUCAAAGAGAACGUGGGAAUCGCACCUGCUUUACCAUCGCCCGCGGCUAUAUUACCGGAUCAGUCCUGCAUCGAAAACGAAGGAUCAUCGUGUUUGGCCCAAUUGUCACCUGACGCAAAUGCUACUCAGAUGAGCACGUGGCUACGUGCCGGUCGUUUCGGUGCCUUCGAAUCAACAUUCGCGAGCUUCUCUGCCUCCGACAUUUUGCGACUCUCCAGGGACGACCUGAUCCAAAUCUGCGGUCUGGUCGACGGGAUUCGACUGUUCAACGCGUUACAUUCGAAAGCCCCCGGUCCGAAACUCACCCUCUAUUUCUCGAUGGAGGACAACGGUUCGCUUUGGAGAGUCGCCUACCUGGACAACUUGACCAGCAGCGCCCUGAUGAAUAAAUUAUUGAACACAUUGAACUUACCUCACGAACGACUGCACUCUGUGCUCUUUCUCGGUCCUCAAGGUAUCCACGUUUUGGUUACCGACGAGUUGGUAGUGAACAUGAAAGAUGAGAGCAUGUACUUUGUCGAAACCAUCAAAGAUAACGCGAGCGAGCGUUACAAGCUCCUUCUAAAGCCCACGUCGCGUUCCUAAAAAGCACAUCGACUAACUGCAAUU
Dufourea novaeangliae is the source of this 4298-nucleotide messenger RNA. It is a transcript of the gene gem, whose product is annotated as transcription factor CP2-like protein 1. The record is from RefSeq and is a predicted model, not a curated record. Gene Ontology annotation, molecular function: DNA-binding transcription activator activity, RNA polymerase II-specific; RNA polymerase II cis-regulatory region sequence-specific DNA binding. The coding region runs from base 2067 to 4274 and encodes 735 amino acids. Gene Ontology annotation, cellular component: nucleus. Gene Ontology annotation, biological process: regulation of transcription by RNA polymerase II. NCBI's taxonomy places the organism in Eukaryota, Metazoa, Arthropoda, Insecta, Hymenoptera, Halictidae. The transcript is spliced from 12 exons.